AUGGACAGGGAUAUGGAAUCGCUCUUGGUAGUACAGGCCAACCUGCAAAGAAAAGACGCGGCCACCACAGAAUUAAUAAUGGAGGGACUAAGGAGAAAGGCAUCAGUGGCGUUGGUACAGGAACCGUACGUGGGGAAGGAAGGUAAAAUGAAGAUCUACGGAAGCAUCAGAAUCUUCCAGUUCGUAGGUAAAGCAGAGAAGGUGGUCAAGGCUGCUAUCGUGUUAUUUGACUCAAAUACCGAUGCAACACUUUGUCCAGACCUCACCACACCAAAUAUCGUCGUGGUAAAAGCAAAAACCUACGAGCAGGACGUGCAUCUCGUUUCGUUUUACUUUGAGCCUACACCCACACCCAUUGAGCCUUACCUGAACGACCUCCGGAAGAUCUGGAACUCGGUGGGCCCAAACGUCAUCUUUGCAGGAGACGCUAACGCCAAGAGCAACCUCUGGGGGGGCAGGAUUACGGAUAGGAGGGGGGAAAGCUUAAUGGGAUUGGUUGUGGAAAAUGCGAAUGAAGGCGAAACGCCUACAUUCGACACAUACAGAGGAGGAAAGAGCUACAGUAGCUUUGUCGACGUCACAUUCUACUCCGCCAACCUUUUAGGAUUGGUGGACGAAUGGAAAGUCGAGGAGGCUCUGACCAGCUCGGACCACAACGCCAUCCUGUUCAAAAUAAGAGGAACAAAAUUGAAAGGAAUAACGAUAGAAAGGACCACGCGGAUAUACAAAACGGAGAAGGCGCACUGGACUGAUUUUCGUGAGAAAAUCGGCCAGAUGCUAGAAAGGAAAAGUAUAAGCGCGGAGAUCCUAGACAACAUAAGAACAGAAGAGGAGCUGGAUAAGGUGAUCGAGGAGUACAGAGAAACGAUAAAGGAAGUAUGCGAGGAAAGCCUACCGAAACUAAAAAAGACAAGGAAACUUACCGUACCGUGGUGGACCCGGGAACUGACAGCACUGAAGAAACAGAUGAAGACCAAGAAGAGAAGAAUAAGAUGCGCAGCACCAACCAGAAGACCGCACGUAGUCGAAGAUUACCUGGAAACAAAAGAAAAAUAUGAAGUAAGUAUCAAGGAAGCGAAGUUGAGAAGUUGGAAGGAGUUUUGUGGUAAACAAGACAGGGAAGGGAUGUGGGAAGGGAUAUAUAGAGUAAUAAAACGAACAGAAAUCAGGAGAGAGGAUGUACCCUUAAUAAAAGAAGGACAGGUGCUGGGAAUGCGGGAAUCGGCGGAGCUGUUGACCAAAACCUUUUACCCGGACGAUGACGAAGACAAAGACCAGCCGGUGCACAAGGAGAUCAGGGCCAAGGCUUUGGGCGUAAACGAGGAACUUGGCGACAAUCCCCUCGAGCCCCCGUUUACAGAACACGAAUUGGACAGGGUCUUGAGCUCCUUCAACCCGAAAAAGGCACCGGGACGCGACGGACUUUUUUUGGACAUUUGUAGGGAGGCAAUUAUGGUCGACCCGACACUCUUCCUCGCGCUCACAAACAAGUGCCUAGCCAUGGGACACUUCCCCACCAUCUGGAAGGAGGCCACAGUGGUGAUUCUCCGGAAGCCGGGCAGGACAGAAUACACGACCCCGAAGGCUUACCGACCGAUCGGCCUUCUUCCAGUGAUGGGGAAGAUCGUGGAGAAACUUUUAGUGGCAAGAGCCAGCUGGCACAUAGUGCCAUACCUGAGCGCGAGGCAGUACGGCUUUAUGCCGCAGCGCGGAACCGAGGACGCCCUCUAUGACCUGCUGAGCAACAUAAAAGCCCGCAUCGCCGAGAAAAAGAUUGCGGUGCUGGUCUCACUGGACAUAGAGGGCGCCUUCGACAGCGCUUGGUGGCCGGCCAUAAAAUGCAGACUGGCGGAGGCGGGCUGCCCGACAAACUUGCGUAGAGUCUUCGACAGUUACCUCAAAGACAGAAAAGUCAGACUAAGAUACGGGGGAUGUGAGACGGAAAGAAAGUGUUCAAAAGGUUGCGUGCAAGGAUCUAUAGGGGGUCCAAUACUAUGGAACCUGUUAUUGGAUCCCCUAUUGAAAGGCCUAGAAAAGAAGGGAGUCUGCGCGCAAGCGUUCGCGGACGAUGUAGUCCUGCUCUUUGACGGCCAUACUGCCAGCGAAAUUGAAGGGCAGGCCAAUGCAGCCCUCUCCUAUGUCCAGGGGUGGGGUGUCAUGAACAAGCUGAAAUUCGCACAGCACAAAACUAAAGCUUUGGUUGUGACGAAAAAGCUAAAGCAUGACACCCCGCGCCUGAGCAUGGGCGGGGAAGGGAUUGAGGUGGUGAGGGAGGUGAGGCUACUCGGACUUGUGAUCGACGAGAGCCUCACCUUCAACACCCACGUCAAAACCACAUGCGCAAAGGCCUACCGGAUAUUUCGGCAGUUGGCAAGAGCAGCCAAAAUCAGUUGGGGUUUGGACACAUCGAUCAUCAGGACAAUCUAUACUGCAGUGAUAGAACCGGUCCUGAUGUAUGCCGCGGGCGCUUGGGGGCAGGCAGUAAGUAAGAAAUGUGUGAAAGUGCAGUUAGACUCCAGGUCAGCCUUGGAAGACAUAGUGAGCGGCCGCUCCCUCAAUCCCCUUGUGGUGCAAACCAGAAUGACCUUCAAGAACCUCUCCAAAAGCAAAGAAGUGAGGCUCUUCUGGAUAAAGGCACAUGUAGGCCACAAGGGGAAUGAGAGAGCUGACCAGCUCGCUAAAGAGGCCGCAAAUGACAGAAAAAGAAAACCCGACUUUGACAAAUGUCCAGUCUCGACCAUUAAAAGACUAUUAAGGGCGGACUCGUUGGGACGGUGGGAGAAGGAAUACGACGGAGGGGCAAUAGCCUCAACCACCAAAAUCUUUCUCCCAACCGUCUCAACCGCGAAUAAACUAAUAAAAAAGAUAGGACUGGACAGCGAAUUAACACAGGCCCUAACGGGCCAUGGUGGUUUCGCUGCUUACCUCCACAGAUUUAACUGUAAGGAUGAUCCGUUUUGUGCCUGUGGAGGUGGUGACGAAACAAUAAUACACCUGUUGAUCCGCUGCCCAAUCCACGACAGCGACAGAACCGACUUGGAACACAGACUGGACAUUGACUUGACCGAGGACAGACUGUCGGAAGUUUUAAAAGAUGAUAAAGCGAGGCCUGUUCUUAUUAGUUAUAUGAAAAAAGUAGUACGUAUGGCAAACGCCAGGAACAAAUAA
Messenger RNA from Leptosia nina, 3168 nucleotides. The record is from the annotation of a GenBank genome assembly. Lineage: Eukaryota; Metazoa; Arthropoda; Insecta; Lepidoptera; Pieridae.